AUGGAUGAAUCAUUUCAUUUUGCAUUGUUAAGAAUAUCGAUUGCUCAAAUUCUAAAAUCAAAUGGGUUUGAUAAAUGUAAACCAUCAACUUUAAAUAUCGUUACUGAUAUUUAUAUUCAAUAUAUGAAUAAAUUGAUUGAUCAAGUGAAUCAAUGUAUAAGUCAUAACGGUGAUAUCGAUGUCAUUGAUGUGUUCCAAGCGUUGAGUUUGAUAGGGACGGUUAAACCAAGUACAUUUAUAAAACUUCCUCCUAAAGGAGUCAAUCUUGGGGAUGGAAUAGAGAUUAAUGUUGAUAAACAGAUGAAAGUUACCAAUACAAAAUCAAUUGAAGCUUUUAAAAAUUGGAUAGAUUAUAGUGAUGAAUUCAGAUUAAGUUAUAAAUUAAAUCAAUUACCCAUGAAUCUUAUCAAGAAUUUGAUUGAAAAGAGGAAAAUAGAUGGUAAUGAUGGAGAAACAGAUCAAGAACGAAGAAAACGAAAACGGAAAGAACGUCAAGAAUAUUAUAAUCAAUUGAAUUUAAUCGAACAGAAUCCAAAUAGUAAUAAUACACCAGGAUUGACUCGGACUGCUUCUAUGCAAUUUGAUCAACAUUUACCCCCACAACAACAACAACAACAACAAAUACAACCUGAUGAUGAAGACAAAUUAACCAAUAAAGAUAAAUUAUUAUGGAUUAAUUAUUUGAUUGAAAAAGAUUUGAAAUUAGGUCAUGAUUUAAAAUUCAUAAAUACAAGUUUAGAACAAGAAUUUUUAAAAUUUCAAUCCAAUAUUAAAUUUCACCCGGAUCAACAAAAGAUUCAUAAUGUGAAUAAACAUGAUCAUAUAAUCAUCAAUAUCGAUGAAGUAGACGAUGAGAACGUCGAACAACCACCACAAAUACAGACCAAUGUUACGAACGAAGUCGUACCGAUCCAUCAUAAUGAAGUUAAACCAAGUGAAGAGUUGAAUGAAUUAUUACCCUACAAUAUCAAAUAUAAUGAUAAGUUAUUAGAUGAUGAUCUUAAUCAGUACAUACCACAACCACCAAAGGAAGAAGUACCGAUAGAGACCAAUGAAGGAGAUAGAGAUGAUAGAGUAUUUGAAGAUCAAGGGCUUAUACAUCAAGAUGAUAAUAUAAUCAUCAAUGAUGAAGGUGUAGGUGGUGAUAAUAGUUUAAUAUUUUAG
Molecule: messenger RNA, 1164 nt
Organism: Scheffersomyces coipomensis
Lineage: Eukaryota; Fungi; Ascomycota; Pichiomycetes; Serinales; Debaryomycetaceae
Exons: 1
Coding region: 1-1164 (387 amino acids)
Molecular function (GO): protein heterodimerization activity
Source: RefSeq, a predicted model, not a curated record